Messenger RNA from Caenorhabditis briggsae, 2103 nucleotides. The transcript is spliced from 14 exons. Gene Ontology annotation, molecular function: hydrolase activity. NCBI's taxonomy places the organism in Eukaryota, Metazoa, Nematoda, Chromadorea, Rhabditida, Rhabditidae. The coding region runs from base 1 to 2103 and encodes 700 amino acids. The record is from RefSeq and is a predicted model, not a curated record.
AUGCGUGAGCUACUGCUCAUUUGUCUUGUUGGUUGGGUUAACUGUCAAUUGUUGGAGAAAUCUAGAUCAGUAUGGGUUGAACAAGGACUCGUUCGCGGAAACAUUUACAACAUCGAUGGGAAACACAUUCAGAUUUUUAGAGGAAUUCCUUAUGCUGAACCACCAAUCGGAGAGUUGAGAAUGAAGCCACCUGUGAAAAAAACUCGCUGGCACCAGGAACUUCCUGCUGUCGAGUAUGGUCCGCCGUGUCUUCAGUUUAUGGAUUUCCAUAAGAAUGACAAAUUUGCAAAAGCGAAUAUGGAACGACAGAAUGAAGAUUGCUUGUACCUGAAUGUUUUCAGUCCUUAUGAUACUGAUGAUGAGUCUAAAACUUACCCGAUUCUUGUCUGGAUUCAUGGAGGUUCAUUCUUGGCUGGAUCAGCAGAUACUGGGAUUGAUAUGGAAGUUAUAGCCAAUAACAUUGUCUCCAAGGGAAUUGCGUUUGUUUCUAUCAAUUAUCGUUUGGGACCUCUUGGAUUUAUGAAUUUCCAAAACGGUGACAAGUUAGAGGGUAAUUUUGGAAUCUGGGAUAUGGUUAUGGCUCUUCAAUGGAUUCAAUCUAACAUGAAACAGUUCAAUGGCGAUCCAACGCGGGUUACUGUAAUGGGAGAAAGUGCCGGUGGAGCUGCAUCAAGUCUUCUUGCUCUAUCUCCAAAAACUACUGGUCUCGUCCAUCAAGCCAUUAUCAUGAGUGGAUCUUCCAUGGCCGGAUGGGCCAUUCAUCGACACAGUCAACCUGCCUACUCUGUGGACAAUUUGGUGGCGUACUUCAGGUCUCUUGACGAGGGGUGUGAGAAAUGGAUAAACGAGGAAGAUACCAAAGAAGUGGUUGGAGAUGAAUAUCAACAUUUGACCCAAUCAGUGAUUCGUUCGUCUUUAUGCAAUUAUCAGAAUGUCAAAAUCAAUUGCCUUUCUGAUGAUAUGUCACAACCGGAUAAGAUGAGCUGCCUUCGCAAGGAACUCAAUUUCUCCUCCCCUUUGUUCCGUAAAGCUCUAUCUGCUGAGCUUGGAGUCUCAAAAAUGGUAGUCGACGGAGAUUUGAUUCCUUCGUCUGGAGUGUCCCUGGUACGCAACAAUGCACGCAUUCCCAUCAUGACGGGUGUUGCACGAAAGGAGUGGGGUCACAAGAAGGCUAUGUUCUAUAACAUGCACCAACGAGACAGCUUGAAGAGAAGUGACGUUGAGGAGCAAGUUUAUAGAAUUAUCGAUAACAGUUUUCAUGAGACUGCGUCGGAAAAAUUGGCCAAUUCGACUAUCCAGUUGAUUGCCAAUGCCACAAUUGUGAGGUACUUGGAAACCCCCAAUUCCGAAUUCAACGCCGACCAAGCCGUGGGAGCUUUGCAAAAACUCGAAUCCGACAUUGAAUUUGUUGCUCCGUGCGAGCGAGAAGUUUCUGCUUACGUCGAACGAGGAGUGCCCGUGUAUCUUUACUCAUUUGACUACAUACCCAAGAGUCCAAUUCUUGAAUCGGAACGCAAAAUUUACUCACUCUUUGGAACGAAACCUGUGGAGACUAGACGUACGGAGAAAUCAGAGUUGUUGGACAAGUCUGCGUUCCAUGGUCUGGACCAUGCUUUCAUCUUUUCCAGAGGGUACAGCAGCAACUUUGAAAUAUCCCCAUACACGAAACGCGAGGAGACCAUGUCUAAGAUUCUUUGCACAAUGCUAACAAACUUUGUUAAAUCCGGAGAUCCGUCUACUUCCAGAUUCUCAUGGCCGGUCUUCUCAGGAAAUAACACCCAACACGUCUCAGUGGACGUUCCACUCAAACUUCUCGAGGGAGAAAUUCACUUCCCGGAUGCACAAUUUUGGAACACGGAGGCGGAGUUGAUAACACGAUACGUGUCAAAGGAUUCCGAAACUGAUUUGGAUCCAGACGCAGAUUUGACAAAUGAAGAAAGAGUGCAGCUAUCGGCUUACCGUCGAUCUUGGUUCGCACUAUGGGUGCUCGUCAUCAUUAUCUCUGUAAUUAUCUGGGGUUUUGUUAUAUAUUGUGUUUGCUAUGCCUCCAGAAGCCCACGCAACCGUCCAUAUGAUAACAUUCUUAUCACUAAACCGCAUUGA